This is a messenger RNA of Penicillium oxalicum, 1404 nucleotides long. RefSeq names its product FAD-dependent oxidoreductase. The record is from RefSeq and is a predicted model, not a curated record. Gene Ontology annotation, biological process: secondary metabolite biosynthetic process. NCBI's taxonomy places the organism in Eukaryota, Fungi, Ascomycota, Eurotiomycetes, Eurotiales, Aspergillaceae. The transcript is spliced from 3 exons. Bases 1 to 1404 code for a protein of 467 amino acids. Gene Ontology annotation, molecular function: monooxygenase activity; FAD binding.
AUGACUGUUCCGAACAGCGCCGGGCCAGACACGACCGCCGCGACCCGCGCCUCAGACCGAACCAGCGAUGUCAAGGUGAUCAUCGUAGGGCUGGGCAUUGCGGGGCUGGUGGCUGCUAUCGAGUGUCAUUAUCAGGGCCUGACUGUGAUCGGACUGGAGAAGAGUCCUGAGAUUCGCGUUCUUGGGGAUAGUAUUGCUCUAGGAAGCAAUGCCACCAAGGUGCUGCACGCAUGGGAUCAGGGGAGUGUGUACCGCGAGCUUCUAGCGCAGUCAGACGAUGUUGCUGCCAUGGAGGUCCUCAAUCCCGCCGGGAAGCUGUAUGCCAUCGACAAGAUGGAUGGCUAUGGUAUGGGUGAGGGCAUGAUUAUUCACCGUGGCACGCUCAUUACCGUUCUACAUCGGCAUGCCAUCGCUUUGGGGAUUGACCUUCGGCUCGGAGCCGCCGUCACUGAGUACUGGGAGACAGAAGACCAGGCUGGCGUCACUGUAGAUGGUAGGGAGAGGAUCGCAGCGGAUUGUGUCAUCGGUAUGGACGGGGUACACAGCCGAACUCGGGACUAUGUGCUCGGCCAUCGAAUUUCCACCCAUAACUCUGGAUUGGCCGCAUAUCGAUCAUGUUUCAGUGCUGAGCUGGUUGCCAACGAUCCCGACGCCGCCUGGAUUCUGGAGGAAGUCGGGAAGCGAGAUCGCAUGCGACGGUACAUCACUGACGGAGGUCUCGGGCUCACUCUAGCCACCGGGAAACGGGGUCAGAACAUCAUCUGGCAAGUUUGGCACCGCAACGACGCGAAAUCGGCCGAAUUCUGGGAAAAUACCACACAGGCUCGUGUAGAAGAUGCUCUGAGCCUCCUACAAGACUGGCCUAUUUACCCCAAGAUUGCCGCCGUUCUUCGACACACCCCCAGCGGAACGCUGGCGGACUACAAGAUUGUGGCUCGUGAUCCGAUACCCGGUUGGAUUUCCAGUCAGGGGCGCGUCAUGAUCCUCGGCGAUGCUGCCCAUGCCAUGUCUCCCAUUGCAGGCCAAGGAGGGGGCCAGUCAAUCGAAGACGCAGUGACACUGGCCCUCUGCCUCGCACAGGCAGGCAAGUCGUGCGUGCCAUUAGGACUGCGGGCUGUGGAAGCCCUUCGGUACCAGCGAACGCGUCUCAUCCAGGAGAGUGGGAACUCCAUCUACGGACAGAUGCGCGAUCCGGACUGGGACGCCAUUGAGAAGAACCCGGAGAUGAUCAAGUUUCCUCGCCCGCAGUGGAUCUUUGGAUACGAUGCCCGGCGUGACGUUUCCGAGGAGUUCCCAACGGUCAAAAAGGCGAUCGAGGGAGGAAGUGAGUAUCGGCCUCGGAAUAUCCCUGAAGACUGCCAGUACCAGAUUGUGCAUGACUACAAAAAGACUGUCUCAACAUAG